Nestor notabilis (Kea) is the source of this 684-nucleotide messenger RNA. RefSeq names its product crystallin, lambda 1 (gene CRYL1). The record is from RefSeq and is a predicted model, not a curated record. The annotation marks the transcript as partial. Lineage: Eukaryota; Metazoa; Chordata; Aves; Psittaciformes; Psittacidae. Gene Ontology annotation, molecular function: L-gulonate 3-dehydrogenase activity; NAD+ binding. Gene Ontology annotation, biological process: fatty acid metabolic process. The transcript is spliced from 5 exons.
GAAUGUACUCCAGAAAACUUGGAACUGAAAAAGAAGAUUUUCAGUCAGUUAGAUCUCAUUGUUGGUGACAAUGCUAUUUUGAGCAGCUCGACCUCUUGUCUCUUACCCAGCAAGUUAUUCGCUGGCCUUAAACAUGUUAAGCAGUGUAUUGUGUCACAUCCUGUAAAUCCACCUUAUUAUGUGCCGUUGGUUGAAAUUGUUCCUCAUCCAGAAACAGAUCCUUCUACUACAGAGAGAACAUAUGCCCUGAUGAAGAAGAUUGGUCAAUCUCCUGUCAAACUGAACAGAGAAAUUGAGGGGUUUGUUCUGAAUCGGCUCCAGUAUGCAGUGAUAAGCGAAGCCUGGAGACUUGUGGGUGAAGGAGUGAUAUCUCCUACUGAUCUAGACCUUGUGAUGUCAGAUGGAUUGGGAAUGCGAUACGCAUUUAUUGGACCUCUGGAAACCAUGCAUCUUAAUGCAGAAGGUAUUUCAAAUUACUGUGAAAGAUACUGUGAAGGUAUGAAACUUGUUCUGAACACCUUUGGACCAGUUCCAGAAUUUUCAGGUGAAGCUGAACAGAAAAUCAGUCAGGGAAUGUCUGAGAAAAUUCCAGUUAUUCCCAAAGUCCUGGAUGCCAGGAGAAAAUGGAGAGAUGAAUGUCUUGCUGGUCUUUCCAAAUUGAAGAAACAAAUGAAAUCUGACUGA